Messenger RNA from Pistacia vera, 3505 nucleotides. RefSeq names its product pentatricopeptide repeat-containing protein At4g20770. Gene Ontology annotation, biological process: lipid transport; RNA modification. The transcript has 6 exons. Lineage: Eukaryota; Viridiplantae; Streptophyta; Magnoliopsida; Sapindales; Anacardiaceae. The record is from RefSeq and is a predicted model, not a curated record. Gene Ontology annotation, molecular function: RNA binding; protein binding; lipid binding. Bases 1 to 3402 code for a protein of 1133 amino acids.
AUGAAGAACCUCUUUUUCUCCAUGCUAGUUCUCCUCUCAGUCCUUUUCUUCCUUGCCAACGUCAGCGAGGCGGCGGUCCAGUGCAACUUUGUGGUUUCUAAAGCAGCUCCAUGUGCAGCGUAUGCCACAGGCAAGGCACCAGAACCUAGUAAUGAAUGCUGCAGUGGGCUGAAACAGCUUGCUCAAUCUGUGAAAAGUGUUGAUGAUAAGAAGGAUAUCUGCCGCUGCUUAAAGAGCGCUGCCAAGUCUAUGAAGGUAAACGAUGCGUUCUUGAGCAAGCUUCCUGAUAUUUGUAAGAUCAAUGUUGGUUUCCGUGUCUCCUCAAAAACAAACUGCGAAACGGUUUUUAUUUUUCAAAAUAAAAAUCGUUCAUUCCUGCUAGCAAAUCUCUUGCAAUCUUGCAUAGACAAGAAAGCCCAUUUAUCAGGCAAGCUUCUUCACGCUUACAUUCUUCGCAAUGGCCUUUUCUACGACACCUUCCUCUCCAAUCGCCUCAUCGAAUUAUACUCAAAAUGCAACAACCCAAAAUCUGCCCAACACCUGUUCGAUAAAAUGUCCCGUAGAGACAUCUUUUCUUGGAACGCAAUCUUAAGUGCCCAAUGCAAAGCCCAAAAUUUAGAACUGGCGUAUAAUCUGUUCGAUGAAAUGCCGGAGAGAAAUGUUGUCUCGUGGAAUAAUGUGAUUAGUGCACUGGUACGAAAAGGGUUUGAAGAAAAGGCGUUGAGGGUUUAUUGUAGGAUGAUUGAGGAAGGUUAUGUGCCUACCCAUUUCACGUUGGCUAGUGUUUUGAGUGCUUGUGCAGCGGUGUUGGAUGUUGUGCAAGGGAGGAGGUGUCAUGGCCUUGCGGUUAAGAUUGGACUUGAUAAGAAUAUGUAUGUAGGUAAUGCUUUGUUGUGUGUGUAUGCCAAGUGUGGGUGGACGAGAUGUGCGGUUCGAGUUUUUGGGGAGAUGGAUGCGCCUAAUGAGGUUAGUUUUACCACUAUGAUGGGUGGGUUAGCGCUGACGGAUAGAGUUGUUGAGGCUUUGGAGAUGUUUAGGUUGAUGUAUAGGAAAGGGGUUUGUAUUGAUUCUGUGUCGCUGUCUAGUGUUUUGGGUGUUUGUGCUAGAGGAAGUGGAGGGAAUUCUCAUGGUUUUGUUGAGAGUGAUGAUGGGUUUUUCAGUAAUGUGCAUGGGAAACAAGUGCACUGUCUUACUAUUAAACUUGGGUUUGAAGGAGAUCUUCAUUUGAGUAAUUCAUUACUUGAUAUGUAUGCAAAGAAUGGGGACAUGGACGGUGCUGAAGUGGUGUUUGCUAAUCUCUCUGAAGUCAGUGUUGUUUCUUGGAAUGUUAUGAUAGCUGGGUAUGGCCAGAGAUAUGAAAGCAAGAAAGCUAUUGAAUGUUUGAAAAGAAUGCAAGUUCGUGGCUUUGAACCUGAUGAAGUCACUUAUAUUAAUAUGCUUGCAGCGUGUGUCAAGUCUGGGGAUAUUGAAACUGGACGACAAAUGUUUGAUAGCAUGUUGAUUCCUAGUGUGAGUUCAUGGAAUGCCAUGCUCUCUGGCUAUUCCCAAAUUGAGAAUCACAGGGAAGCUAUAAAGCUGUUUAGGGAUAUGCAGUUUCGAGGGUUGCAACCCGAUCGGACUACUCUGGCUAUUAUCCUCAGCUCAUGUGCAGCAAUGGGGUUUUUGGAGGCUGGGAAACAGAUCCAUGCUGCCUCGCUGAAAAUUGAUUUUCAUAUUGACAAUUUUGUUGCCAGUGGACUAAUAGGUGUUUAUUCUAAGUGUCAGAAGAUAGAGUUAGCAGAACACAUAUUCGAUAAAAUGCCUGAACUGGAUAUUGUCUGUUGGAAUUCUAUGAUUGUAGGUUAUUCGCUCAAUUCUCUAGAUAGAGAAGCUUUCAUGUUGUUUAAGCAAAUGCAACAAAAUGGGAUGUUUCCUACUCAAUUCUCUUUUGCAACUGUGCUGAGUUGUUGUGCAAAGUUAUCUUCCUCAUUUCAGGGGAGACAGGUUCAUGCUCAAAUAGAGAAAGACAGAUAUGUUAAUGAUGUCUUUGUUGGGAGUGCACUUAUUGAUAUGUAUUGUAAAUGUGGUGAUGUAGAUGGAGCUAGGAAGUUUUUUGAUAUGAUGCAUGGCAAAAAUACUGUCACUUGGAAUGAGAUGAUACAUGGAUAUGCCCAAAGUGGAUAUGGAGAUGAGGCUAUAUGUCUCUACAAGGACAUGAUUGCAUCAGGUGAGAAACCUGAUGAUAUAACCUUUGUUGCUGUUUUGACUGCUUGCAGCCAUUCAGGACUGGUUGAUGCAGGGGUUGAAAUCUUCAAUUCCAUGAAGCAAGGACAUCAUCUGGAGCCAAAGUUAGAUCACUAUACUUGCAUGGUGGACUGUCUAGGUCGAGCUGGUCGUUUCCAUGAAGCAGAAAUUCUUAUAGAUGAGAUGCCGUAUAAAGAUGAUCCAGUUAUAUGGGAGGUUCUUUUAAGUUCUUGUCGAGUUCACUCUAAUGUGAGCUUAGCAAAAAGGGCAGCAGAAGAACUGUUUCGCUUAGACCCGAAAAAUUCUGCUACUUAUUCACUUCUUGUUAACGUCUAUUCUUCUUCAGGAAGAUGGGAUGACUUGAGGGCUGUGAGAGAGCUAAUGAAUGAAAAUGAUGUAGUUAAAGAUCCAGGAUAUAGUUGGAUUGAACAUAACGAUGCAAUAUUUUCAAGGUUGCAAGCAUCGGUAGUAUGCUAUACCUGUCUAGUGGUUUCUUCUUUGACUUACAUCAAAGAAAAUAGUACCCUUUGGAUGGUGCUCAUUCCUUGUGCUGAUUUGGGAAACAAAGUGGAUUACAAUGUUGAUCAGAUGGUAGAAGCCAGGACCAUCGUUGAAUUUCAUUUCUGCUCAUGUCACUUAUUUGUCAUCAACCCCAAUGUUCAAACUCUCAUGGGAAAGCUCAAAACUUCCAUUUCCAAUGUCUCAAUAAUGAAUCAGUUUCACUAUAUAAACCCCUCAACCCCACUUCAUUUUCCCAUCAACCAAACAAGUUCACUAUCAAACUCCCAGGAUCACAUUGCUAACACUGUUACAUUGCCAUAUUUAGCCAUGAAGAACCUCUUUUUCUCCAUGCUAGUUCUCCUCUCAGUCCUUUUCUUCCUUGCCAAUGUCAGCGAGGCGGCGGUCCAGUGCAACUUUGUGGUUACUAAAGCAGCUGCAUGUGCAACGUAUGCCACAGGCAAGGCACCAAAACCUACUAAUGAAUGCUGCAGUGGGCUGAAACAGCUUGCUCAAUCUGUGAAAAGUGUUAAUGAUAAGAAGGAUAUCUGCCGCUGCUUAAAGAGCGCUGCCAAGUCUAUGAAGGUCAACGAUGCGUUCUUGAGCAAGCUUCCUGAUAUUUGCAAGAUCAAUGUUGGUUUCCGUGUCUCCUCAAAAACAGACUGCGAAACUAUUCACUGAAUUGCUAUAGAAUUGAAGCAGCGGUCGGUUGAGAAAGCCAUCAUAAAGUAUAUUAAGAGUGAGUUAGAAUAAAUUAAACAGUGAUGAGAAUGUUAUCAUCUUA